Messenger RNA from Vombatus ursinus (common wombat), 1307 nucleotides. Its product is annotated as translational activator of cytochrome c oxidase 1. Gene Ontology annotation, cellular component: mitochondrion. Lineage: Eukaryota; Metazoa; Chordata; Mammalia; Diprotodontia; Vombatidae. Bases 1 to 882 code for a protein of 293 amino acids. The record is from RefSeq and is a predicted model, not a curated record. The transcript is spliced from 5 exons.
AUGGCGGCGGUGGGGCUUUGGGGCGCCGCAGCCCGCCGUUUGAGGCCUCUCGCGGCCAUCGGGCCUGCUGGGUGCAGGCAGACGCUGCAGCUCGGGCCCUCGACCCCGCCUUUCCGUCCAGGGCGGGGCCGGGCCCUCCGCUUGUCCGCGGCGACCCCGGCCGGGCACAACAAGUGGUCCAAAGUCAGGCACAUUAAGGGCCCCAAGGACACGGCCAGGAGCCAGGUCUUCACGAAGCUCUCGAGGCUCAUCCGUUUUGCUGUUAAAGAAGGUGGCCCCAACCCCGAGUUAAACAGCAAUCUGGCCAACCUCCUGAAAUUGUGUCGAAGCAAAAACAUGCCAAAGUCAACUAUUGAGGCAGCACUGAAAAGUGAGAAGAACAAGGACAUCUAUCUUCUCUAUGAAGGACGAGGCCCCGGUGGCUCUUCUCUACUCAUUGAGGUACUUUCUGACAGUGGUGCCAGGUGCCAUGCAGCCAUCAAGCACAUCCUGAACAAACACGGGGGGGUGAUGACUGAUGGGGCCAGGUACUCCUUUGACAAAAAGGGGGUGGUCAUCGUUGGCACAGAAGACAAAGAGAAGAGGACUGUGAACUUAGAGCGAGCCCUGGAGUUGGCAUUUGAGGCUGGAGCUGAAGAUGUACAGGAAUCUGAGAAUGAUGAUGAGAAAAACAUGCUUAAAUUUAUAUGUGACAUCCCUUCACUGCAUGAAGUGAGGACAAAACUGGACUCCUUGGGCUUGUGUUCUGAGUCCUGUGUCCUAGAAUUCAUCCCUAACAUGAAGGUGAAGCUGUCAGAUGGGGACAUGGAGGCAGCCGCCCAUCUAAUCCAAGCACUUAAUAGCUAUGAGGAUGUGAUUCGAGUCUAUGACAACAUUGAGUAACAGAGUUGGCCUGGAGAGACACAGCCGGGUGCCUCACUGUUCAGAUAGCAAUCCAUCUCAGUAGUGUGAAUUUUCAUAAACUACCUUUGGGACCUGAGGAGAACAGGAAGCCUUGACAGGUCAUUAGUGUAUUAAGCCAAGGUCCGUGGCAGUGGCGAGUCGUCAUUGUCUGCCUUGCUGCUCCAUGAGGAAGGAAGACCCUUGGAAUCUUCAUACCAGUGGCAUGCAGCACCAUGAUGAGGAAAGCUGAGAUGCUGUCUGAUCCCUGCUGACUGACUGAACCUAGAUGCCUAAUCAAGCUGCUGCCCUCAGCUUAGUUUCUGACCUAAGAAGGUCACCUUUUAGGUGACUUCUGGGUGAAUCACUCUGAAUGUCUAGAAUAGAAACUGCUUCUUGAUUAGGAACAAAAUGAUUUAUAUUGGUAA